Molecule: messenger RNA, 102 nt
Organism: Brugia malayi
Lineage: Eukaryota; Metazoa; Nematoda; Chromadorea; Rhabditida; Onchocercidae
Source: the annotation of a RefSeq genome assembly
AUGAAACAUGGAAUAAUAAAAUGGAAACUAUCUCGUUGUACUGAACAUAGAUUAUCGAUGUUAAAGAAUCUAUCUAUUUCAUUAAUUAAUCACGAAGAUUUU